Solea senegalensis (Senegalese sole) is the source of this 1594-nucleotide messenger RNA. RefSeq names its product serine/threonine-protein kinase pim-2-like. The record is from RefSeq and is a predicted model, not a curated record. Gene Ontology annotation, cellular component: cytoplasm. NCBI's taxonomy places the organism in Eukaryota, Metazoa, Chordata, Actinopteri, Pleuronectiformes, Soleidae. The transcript has 9 exons. Gene Ontology annotation, molecular function: ATP binding; protein serine/threonine kinase activity. Bases 1 to 1509 code for a protein of 502 amino acids. Gene Ontology annotation, biological process: protein autophosphorylation; negative regulation of apoptotic process; regulation of mitotic cell cycle.
AUGAGUAAUCUGGACUCUGAGAAUGAUCCAGAGAGCAGCGGCAGCACCACCAAUGCCAACAGCUUGGAGGAGGAAUAUGAAAGAGUGGCACCCACAGAAAAGGAGGGCACAGACCUGGAGUCUCCGGGAAUAAUAGCUGAUUCGGGUGAUGUCAAAUCCUCUGAGGUGCCAGUGGCGAAGGCCUCAAAGAAGAAGGCCUCCACUGAAAGAGCAGCACCCAGAAAAAGGCAGAGGGUUGAAAGCAAAAGAAAACAAGUGUUGAAGUCCACCUCCACUGAUAAAGGAGCACCCAGCAAACAGCAGAGCCAUACCAGAUCAGAGAGGAAUGACCGUACCAGCAAUGCCAUCAACUCUGGGGAUGGAUGUGUGAGGGUGACACCCACAGAAGAGGAGAGCAGAAACCUGGAGUCUCCUGGAAUAGCAGAUGGGUUGGAUGACAUCAAACCCGCUGCGGUGCCAGUGGUGAAGGCCACUAAGAGGAAGGCCCCCACUCAAAGAGAGGCACCCAGAAAAAGGCAGAGGGUUGAAAGCAAAAGGAAACAAGUGUUGAAGGCCUCUUCCUCUGACAGAGGGGCACCCAGCAAACAACAGAGCUCCAGUGCCCACUCAGCUGUCACACAGGACAACAAGAGCACCUCCCUCAGAGGCCAUACCAAAUUGGGUGACUAUCUGAACAAAUACAGUCAGCUGAACCAGAUUGGACAAGGAGGCUAUGGCUCAGUUUAUGCUGGCACAAGAAGAUCGGAUGAUUUCCCUGUGGCGAUCAAAUACAUCAAUGAAUGUGAUGUGAGGAGGCGUUCAGUGGAUGUAAAUGGGACAAAAUGCAUGAUCCCCAUUGAGGUGAUCGCCAUGCACAAAGCAGCAGGUGAACCAGAGUUUGUGGGUAGAUCUGCAGUCGUGUCAUUGUUAGACUGGUAUGAUCUGGGCACGAUGAUUAUUCUGGUGAUGGAGAGACCAAACCCCUCGCUGGAUCUGUCACACUUCUUGAGGAACUGUGGUAAAGUGGAAGAGGACUUUGCAAAGAACAUCAUGAAACAGGUGGUGGAGGCAGCCAUCGAGAUGGACCAUGCAAAAGUCUUCCACCGUGACUUCAAAACUCCCAACAUCCUUCUUCAAGACAUCUCUGGUGACCCCCGCGUGCGAAUCGUCGACUUUGGAGUUAGCCUCAUUUUAUGGAGGAAGAAGUACAGUUAUCACAACUACUAUGGAACCCCUGCAUAUAUCCCACCAGAGCUUUACACACAUGGGACAUACCAGGCUGGCCCCACCACAGUCUGGCAGCUCGGUGGACUGCUUUAUGACAUGCUGCAUGGAGUCUUUACCUUUGACACUUUGAAGUUCAUGGAGAAACAAAAACAUAUCAGGAGUGACCUGUCUCAUGACUGCCAGGAUUUCUUCACAGUUUGUUUGGCUGUAGAGCCUGAGGAGCGCGCCACUCUGGAACAAAUCCUGCAGCACCCCUGGCUGGUUCAAACAAGGCUGGAGCCUCCAACCCACCACAAUCCCUAAAACAGAUUGCACCUGCUGUACAAUUAGAUUAACCAGCGUUAAUGCCAGUAAUCAGUGGUAUGUGUUAAAAAUACAAAGAAUGUUA